Molecule: messenger RNA, 1221 nt
Organism: Harmonia axyridis
Lineage: Eukaryota; Metazoa; Arthropoda; Insecta; Coleoptera; Coccinellidae
Exons: 1
Coding region: 1-1221 (406 amino acids)
Source: RefSeq, a predicted model, not a curated record
AUGAGAAGAGAUGGGAGAGCGCGAUGGACUGAGGAUGAUAAUGUCCUACUUAUGCGUGCUCAUUUCAUAGCAAAAGACCUGGAACAAACAUCGGAAAGGACUUAUAGGCAAAUAUUAACCGAGGUAUGGAAUGACAUCAGACCUGACAAACCGCUUUACACGAACUUACUGGCUAACAGAGUAAGAUGGAUGAUCGAGAAUGAGAAAUUCUCUGUCGUAGAAUUAAGGAACAUUCAGUUGAAUAUUAGACCGCAGGGAAAUGAACCAAUCGAUGAAGGAGAAGAACACCAUGAAGAAUUGCGUCAAUCGGACGAUGAAGAUAAUGGACUUACCUACAAAGUUGAUCGAUAUUUCUGUAAAAAUCUUCUACUCUAUACUGGUUUAAGCCCGGAAAAUAGACCGAGCAUACCGAGAAUGAAGGGCUCCCGUAUGAUGGUUGAGAAAAUGUUGAUGGUGAACAAAAUAAUUGGUAAGCACAUUAGUAGCAACUCAUCUCUGGGGGAUCUUGUUGAUCUGGUAUACGCUGGGGCUCUAACUGUGUGUGAACAACUGGGUAAAUCCGUCAUAAAGAGGUGCACGAAUUCAACAGGGCAGCAACCUCCAUGGAAGUGUCGCAUAGAAAAGAAAAUUGGUAAUAUCAGGAAAAAAAUUGGAGUAUUACAUACUUACCUUAAUAGCGAGUCUCCAUCAAGCAAGGUACAUAAGACGGUCCGUAGAAUAGCAUCUGAGUUUCGGAUCAAACCCCAGACUAGCGUCUUCACAGGGCAACUGGAAUCUCUAUGUGAUAAUCUGAAACAGAGAGUCAAAGCGUUAGGUAACCGACUGAGGAGAUAUAAUGAAAGAAUUAAAAGAUAUCAAAACAACCAAAUGUACUAUAAGAACCAAAAACAAUUCUUCCGGAAUCUUGAAAGCCCUGAGAAAACAGAAGAGGAUCCUCCAGAACCAGAAAAAUUUUACGAAUACUGGGAAACAAUAUGGGGCAGGGAAAAACAGCAUGACGAUGGCGCCCACUGGAUCAGGGAGGCUGAAGAUGAGAGCUCAAAAUACGUUAUGGACAACAUAACUAUAACAAAACAGGAUGUGGAAGAGGUACUCAAAAGAACCAAUAACUGGGCGGCCCCGGGACCCGAUGGAGUUCAUAAUUACUGGUGGAAACAUUUUACCAACACACAUGGAGCGAUGGCUGCAUUGUUCCAGAAAGCAAUGAGGACCCAUCGGUAA